This is a messenger RNA of Aspergillus mulundensis, 939 nucleotides long. RefSeq names its product lactate/malate dehydrogenase family protein. Gene Ontology annotation, biological process: carboxylic acid metabolic process. The transcript has 3 exons. Gene Ontology annotation, molecular function: oxidoreductase activity, acting on the CH-OH group of donors, NAD or NADP as acceptor. Bases 1 to 939 code for a protein of 312 amino acids. NCBI's taxonomy places the organism in Eukaryota, Fungi, Ascomycota, Eurotiomycetes, Eurotiales, Aspergillaceae. The record is from RefSeq and is a predicted model, not a curated record.
AUGUCUGCACGCACUGCCCCAGUUUCGCGCAUUGCAAUUGUCGGGGUUGGCCAGGUCGGCGGUGCGGUGGCCUACGCUCUGAUUCUCGGCUCCGUGGCGUCGGAGCUGCUUCUCGUUGAUGUCAAGGCCGAUCUUCGAGACUGCCAGGUCCGCGAUCUAUCUGAUGUCGUUUACAGUCACAACAGCAGCACCCGCGUACGAUCUGCAACCUACGAUGAAGCAGGGCAGUGUGAUAUCGUGGUCGUCACGGCGGGGUCGAAAUAUUCACCAGGCGAAACCAGCAUGCAGCAUAUGUAUCGGAAUAUCGGCAUUCUUCGAAACGCGGUGACGGGCAUGAAGCCAUUCAGUCCGAGUACCAUCCUCAUCGUCGUCGCAAACCCGGUCGAUCUGCUCUCCUCGCUGGCGCUGGAAUUAUCAGGGCUUCCGCCUUCCCAGGUCAUCGGCUCAGGCACCUUUCUGGACUCCGUACGACUUCGCGGACUGGUGGCGGAUAAAAUCGGCAUUGCCCCGAGCUCGAUAGAUCUAUACGUACUGGGUAUGCACGGUGAGCGCCAAGUGGCCGCCUGGUCCACCGCAACAGUCGACGGGUUCUCCAUCGACAAAGCCGUUCCGGCCGAGAGCUUGAACCGCAAUGCGCUGGCUGAUGAAUGCAAACACAAGUCCCAGAGUAUUUUCCGGGUCAAGGGGGCAACGCCGUACGGGAUUGGAGCGGUGGUGCUCAGUCUAUGCUCGUCCAUCCUGUUGGACAAGCAUGAGGUCCGCCCGGUUAGCCACUUCCAGCCGGAGUUCGGAUGCUUUUUCAGCUUGCCUGUGAUUCUUGGUCGAGGGGGGAUUAUCUCGACCAUUGCAUUGCCACUGGCGGUUGAUGAGAGGGCGAAGAUAGCGGAUUCGGCGGAGGUGUUGAGGGAUACGCUUGCGCGUAUCAGGGAGAAUCAGUAA